This is a messenger RNA of Aspergillus udagawae, 1815 nucleotides long. Its product is annotated as proline--tRNA ligase. Gene Ontology annotation, molecular function: ATP binding; proline-tRNA ligase activity. Gene Ontology annotation, biological process: prolyl-tRNA aminoacylation. The record is from RefSeq and is a predicted model, not a curated record. NCBI's taxonomy places the organism in Eukaryota, Fungi, Ascomycota, Eurotiomycetes, Eurotiales, Aspergillaceae. The coding region runs from base 1 to 1815 and encodes 604 amino acids. Gene Ontology annotation, cellular component: aminoacyl-tRNA synthetase multienzyme complex; cytoplasm. The transcript has 4 exons.
AUGGCCAGCCAAAACUCUGCUGACGCUCCGGUCGCUGCUGACCCUGUCACCCUUCCUGAUCGCUCUCAGAACCCCGCUGAAACUGAUAAGGCCGCUCCCCAAGGCGAAACCUCCAAGAAUGCCGCCAAGAAGGCAGCAAAGCUAGCAAAGCAGGCUGCUGAGAAGGCUGAGAAGGCUGAGAAGGCUGCGAACAAGGGCAUUGGAAAGUCGGAGGCUAAGAAGGCUACAUUGAAGGCACCUAAGAAGAAGAUUGAAGGUGCUGCUUUGAUCGGUAUCGAUGUCUCCAAAGAGGAGGACUUUCCUGGGUGGUAUCAGCAGGUUCUUACGAAGGGUGACAUGUUGGAUUACUACGACGUUUCUGGAUGCUUCAUUCUCAAGCCUGCUUCUUACUUUAUCUGGGAGGAGAUUCAGAACUGGUUCAAUGCAGAGAUCAAGAAGGUUGGCGUCAAGAACUGCUCGUUCCCUCUAUUCGUCUCCGAGGAUGUGCUGCAGAGAGAGAAGGAUCACAUCGAAGGUUUCGCUGCUGAAGUUGCUUGGGUGACUCAUGCAGGCAACACCCCUCUUGAGAAAAAGAUCGCCAUCCGUCCAACAUCAGAAACUGUUAUGUACCCUUACUACGCCAAAUGGAUCAGAAGUCACCGUGACCUGCCUCUCAAGCUCAACCAGUGGAACUCGGUCGUCAGAUGGGAGUUCAAGCAUCCCCAGCCUUUCCUUAGAACAAGAGAGUUCUUGUGGCAGGAGGGUCACACUGCUCACCUUACCGAGGAGGCCGCUCGCGAAGAGGUCCUACACAUGCUCAACCUCUAUGCUCAGAUUUACGAAGAGCUCCUCGCUGUUCCCGUCGUAAAGGGCCAGAAGACAGAUAAGGAGAAGUUUGCCGGUGGUCUUUACACUACCACUGUUGAAGGUUACAUCCCUGCUACCGGUCGUGGUAUCCAGGGUGGAACGUCACACGGUCUUGGUCAGAACUUCAGUAAGAUGUUCGGGAUCACCGUCGAGGACCCAUCUGCCAAACCCGAUGAAAAGAAGGCUCCUCUUUAUGUGUGGCAGAACUCGUGGGGUCUUUCCACCCGUACUCUUGGCGUUAUGGUCAUGAUUCACAGUGACAACCGCGGUUUGGUCCUUCCUCCUCGCGUUGCUGAGACUCAGACGAUCAUCGUCCCAGUCGGUAUCACUGCCAAGACUUCUGAUGAGGAGCGAGAGAAGCUCUACGCGGAGAUCGACAGCCUUGUCUCCCUCCUCAAGGUUGCGGGUAUCCGUGCCGAUAGCGACAAGAGAGAAGGCUACUCCCCCGGCUGGAAGUUUAACGACUGGGAGCUUCGUGGUGUCCCUCUGCGUAUUGAAUUCGGUCCUGGUGAGUCCGCCGGUCGUUUCGUCACGGCCGCUCGUCGUGACAUUCCCGGUAAGGAUGGCAAGUCUACUAUUCCCAUUGAUGAGCUGUCCACCGCCGUCCCUGCUCUGCUGGAUACCAUCCACAAGGAUCUGUACAAGCGCGCAGAUGACGAGUUCCGCGCUCAUCGCAAGCUCAUCACCAACUGGGAUGAUUUCACCCCCGCGCUCAAUGAGAAGAACAUCUGCGUCAUCCCUCACUGUCUCACAGAAGAGUGCGAGGAUCAGAUCAAGGAACUCAGCGCCCGCAAGGCGGAGGAGGACUCUGGUGUGCCUCAGGAUGCCAGGGCUCCCAGCAUGGGCGCUAAGUCUCUCUGCAUUCCCUUCGAUCAGCCCGAGGGCAUCAUCCCCGGCCAGACCAAGUGCACCAACCCCAAGUGCACCCGUAUGGCCGAGAAGUGGUGUAUGUUUGGACGUUCCUACUAA